AUGGAAUUUUCUCAAUAUAAGCAGCAAACCAACGCCCUCCGCUCUCCUACAGGUGACCUGCCCCCGUUUGCGGCGUUGAGAGCGGCAGCAACACCAGCAACACCAGCAACAGCAGCAACAGCGGCAACAGCAGCACAAGAAGCAGCAGGGAGAAACAGCAGGAGAUGCCUCAACCGCCCUAAUCUGCUGCGAGGGAAAGCAGCAGCGAAAAUACAGAAGGGGGCCAAAUACCCCCCCUUGCAAGCCUUCAGUGGUAGUGCAAGCAGCAGCAGCAGCAGCAGCUGCAGCAGCAGCUGCUGCUGCUGCAGUUGCAGCUGCCACCGCAACAGCAAGGGCAACCCCCCCAACUGCAGCAGCAGCAGCUGCUACCACAACAGCAAAACAAGCCGCCUUAACUGCAGCAAGAACAACAACAGCAGCAGCAGCUGCUGCUGCGACAAGAAGCUCGAGGGCAGGAGCAGCGGCAGUACCAGCAGCAGCAAGUGCCUUAGCAGCAGAUGCAGCAACAGCGGCACUAGCAGCAGCAGCAGCAGCAGCAACAUUGGUGCUGCAUCUUCCUGCUGCUCCCAUGCCUUGGAGUUGCUGCUGCAGGGGGGCGAGGGGGAAACAGCUGUCUCCUCUAAACGAGUUGAACAACGCAAACAUUAUUUUAAAGACAAAGACAUUGAGAUAUUUUGGCUGUCUCCGAGAGGUGCUGCAGACAGCAAACAAUCAAACCCAGAAGCAACUCCCGCUGCUGCUGCUGCUGCUGCUGCUGCUGCUGCUGACGGUUCAAGCCCUGCUUCUGCAGAUGACGCUGCAGCAGCAGCAGCAGCAGCAGCUGCUGCUGCUGCUGCAACAGUAGGACAGACGACGGCUGCUGCUGCGAAACAACAAGAGACGCAAAAUAUGAAGCAGCUAUUAAAUGAUAUAUUUUUGUGUUUGUAUACUGCCCUCAAAGAAAACCACGAAGAGCAGCAGCGGCUGGCUCGCCGCCAGAAACGUCUCGAGCAAUGCCUACAGCAGCAGCAGCAGCAGCAGCAGCAGCAACUGCAGCAGCAACUGCAGCAGCAGCAACUGGCGAAGAAGGAGCUGCCGAAAGUAGCAGAAGAGACACAAAUCAGAGGCGACGUUCAACGCUUCUCUCCUCCACCCAACUGCAGCCGCAUCGCAAGUACUGCAGCAGCAGCAGCAGCUGCUGCUGCUGCUGCAGCUGUUGCUGCUGCAGGCGCCGAGCUGCCUCCUAUACCACCUCACCCCUGGUACGUGGGCUGUGUAAAUCCAGCAGCAAACGUAGCAGCGAAUGCAGCAGCAACCGCAGCAGCAAAUGUAGCAGCAAACGCAACAGCAACCGCAGCAGCAAACCCACGGGCAGCAGCGGACGCAACAGCAGCAGACGCAGCAGCAGCAGACGCAGCAGCGGCUGACGCUGGCCCUCCCGUUGAAACUUUCCUGUGGAGAAGCAGGCAGUUGCUCCAGCAGCAAGAACAGCAGCAGCAGCAGCAGCAGCAGCAGCAGCAGUAG
Molecule: messenger RNA, 1503 nt
Organism: Eimeria acervulina
Lineage: Eukaryota; Apicomplexa; Conoidasida; Eucoccidiorida; Eimeriidae
Exons: 2
Coding region: 1-1503 (500 amino acids)
Source: RefSeq, a predicted model, not a curated record